AAAAAACACUGAUAUUCACACGCCACGUGCUGUCCGAAUUCACGAUUUUUUUCAUCAUUUUUUUUCGCGUUGUAGAAAAACAAUGCAUGUGAUAUAAUGUAAGCAAAGAUAAGAAGGUUUGUAGUUGUACAGUGAGUGCAACAUAUGGUCAUAUCAGUCAUUCUUCUAAAUGACUCGCCCCUUGUAAAGUGUUCUAUUUGUGCUUAACAACUUGACCUAUUCACCUUACUUCUCUUCCUUCGCGCUCCACAAUAAGUCUGGACAAAGUAUUAUAUCAGCAGUCUCAGACAAGUCAAUUUAUCAGGCGCACUGCCUUUGAUUGAAUCUUCUCAUUCAAAUCGUUUUAUGUCAACAAUAUUGUGUCUUAAUUAAGCUUAACUCUCUUUUUGGACAGUCAAUCGCGAUGUGUCAGCUCAAUUCGUCGAUCAAUAAAUUUUUUUGCCACUCACGUUGUCUGUGUUAUCACACAAUAAUGUGAUUAAACUAAACUGAUCGGUUGUUCCCGCCACAGCGUUGUGCUUUUGAGUGUCCCUCGCUAGAUGCUCGUGAAAAGGUGACACGAUAAGACGGGCAUGUGGAAAAGUAGUAAAAAAUUACGCUCUAAAAUAAUAAUGUUUAAGCAAUUUUUCAAUUUGAAGACAAUACAUUUUAGUCGAUAGCUCGCGGUGCGGAGGAAGUGAGCAAAAUGUGUAUCUGUGAGUGAAAGACAAGGUGGAAGUAGACCGAAAGCUGUAAUCUCUCUUCCAGUGAUAUUUCUGGCAUUCCGUUUUCAGUGUUGAUAAGCCCGAGUUGUACUUUUUUUUUCAGGGAACAAUUGCUAUAAAAAUUGUUUCACAGUUGAAAACCAGUGAGAGACUCUUUCGAAGUGUGGAAUAAUAGAAUUAUCAGUGUCAGAAUUGCGCUAAAAUCUCCAAUGAAUCUUCCGAAUAUGAGCAAUCCAGGCUCGCGCUACCUCAUUUCAAACAGACGAUCCCUGAUCACCUUAAUUGUGGGAAUCGUCUUGGGAUUUUCCAUGGCGGCGAUUUUUAUCUCAUCUUCAACUCCGGGCAGGAUUUACUGGCUGCCAAUGGGAGGUGUUCCUCAGCAUAAGCACAGAGAUCCACACACCGGAAGUGACAUGUCGGACGAAGCGGGUCCUGAGGUUGAAGUGCGCUUUCACGGAGAACACGACGAAGCUCAUGUGCUGGAGAAUAAGACACUCUCCGAGAGGUUGGCUAAGGAAGUCAGAGUUCUGUGUUGGGUCAUGACGAAUCCAUCAAAUCACAAGAAGAAAGCUCUUCAUGUGAAGAGGACGUGGGCCGCGCGAUGCAACAAAAUGCUAUUCAUGAGCUCUCAAGAAGAUCCGGAAUUGGGGAGUGUGGCAUUGCCCGUUGGUGAAGGACGUGAUAAUUUGUGGGCGAAAACGAAGGAAGCAUUCAAGUAUGUGUAUAAGAACCACUUCAAUGACUAUGAUUGGUUCAUGAAGGCUGACGAUGACACGUAUGUGAUCGUGGAGAAUCUGCGGUUUAUGCUGUACAAGUACUCUCCGGAGCAGCCCAUCUACUUCGGCUGCAAGUUCAAGCCCAUCGUGAAGCAGGGCUACAUGUCCGGCGGGGCGGGAUAUGUGCUGAGCAGGGAGGCGUUGCGGCGCUUCGUCACUGAGUCCCUGCCGGACAAGGCGAAGUGCCGCCAAGACGGACGGGGAGCCGAAGAUGCGGAGAUUGGGAAGUGUCUUGAGAAGGUGAACGUGACUGCGGGCGAUUCGAGAGAUACCGAAGGCAGGGGGAGAUUCUUCCCGUUCGUUCCAGAGCACCACCUCAUUCCCAAUCACGUGGACAAGGAUUUCUGGUAUUGGAAGUACAUUUACUACCCAACGGACGAGGGCUUGGACUGUUGCUCAGACAAUGCCAUAUCUUUUCACUACGUCACGCCAAACGAGAUGUACGUUUUGGACUAUUUGAUCUAUCACCUGAGGCCAUACGGCAUCAUAGCGUAUCCGCAGAGUUUGCCGGAGAAGAAGCCUUAUGUGAAUCAGACGCAAAGCAGUUCCACUAGUCAGCAGGAAGUACAACAGAAGAGUAAUACCGAAACAGGAGCCAAAGAUCAGCACUAAAUUGAUAAAAAAAAAUUGAUGCCAUAGAUAGAGAACUUUCUCAGAUGUUUCAAUAGAAAAUCCACUUCUUGGUCAUGCGAUAAUCAUGAUAUUUUUUUCUAGUUUAGUAAUUUAUUGAUAUUUUUAGUCACAAUUUAUUUAAUAUUAGAAAUGAAACAGUGAUUGUCAGUUGCGCUUCAAAGACAUCUUAAGCUGUGUAAAUUUGUGCACAAAAUUUUGUGAAUGGAGAGGAGAUUGAAUAUUUUAUUUUGCGUUUUCCAAAAUUAUUUAUAUAUAAAAAAAAUGUCUCAGACGAAAUACCAUGACUGGUAAGAUUUGGAUAAAUCUUCUUAUUUUAUAUAUUUUAGACGAUUCUGCAAAAUUGCAGUUGAUUUUGUUUGUCGUGUUUUAUUUCAGUUUUAAAAAAAUGCUUUGAAUGAGAAUUUUAGGAGGAAGUCUCAGAAAUGGGAUCUGCGUGAUUUUAAGUAGAGUUCGUGUGCAUAUUACAGUUCAGAUAUGGCAACAUUAGUCAUAAGAUGCAUUUAUUGUCACAUCUCGUUGUCUUUUCUCAAAGCAACUAACCUUAUGUAACCAAAUCGACAAUGCCAUUUGUAUAAUUAUGAAUAAAAA
Phlebotomus argentipes is the source of this 2701-nucleotide messenger RNA. RefSeq names its product glycoprotein-N-acetylgalactosamine 3-beta-galactosyltransferase 1-like. The record is from RefSeq and is a predicted model, not a curated record. The transcript is spliced from 5 exons. Gene Ontology annotation, cellular component: membrane. NCBI's taxonomy places the organism in Eukaryota, Metazoa, Arthropoda, Insecta, Diptera, Psychodidae. Bases 914 to 2092 code for a protein of 392 amino acids. Gene Ontology annotation, molecular function: N-acetylgalactosaminide beta-1,3-galactosyltransferase activity.